AUGAGCUUCAAUAACACUCCUCAGAAGUCCCGCCCGGCGCCGGGCCAGCAGGGCUCGACACCUUUCCGCUCCGCCUCCGCAAGCAGGUUUCGGUCGUCGCUCGUGCCCAUGAACAGACCAUCGCCCAUGCGCUCCCUCAACCCGUCGAGUAAGCCCGCCGCGGGCUCGAGCACCCAACGCGAUCUCUUCGCUACCUCUACGCCGCGAACCACACGCACUGCACAGUUCGCGCCAAGCCUACCUGCAGCUGCAACUCGACCAAGCCCCGGUGUUCGCAAGUUCGCCCCCCAGAAGAGCGCCCAUGGCGGCAUGUCCAACAGUGCGUCUACCGCGCCCUUCAAAAUGAGGAUACCCUCUCCGGAUCCUGAACUUAACGGUGAGGUCCUCUUGAAGGCAAUACCCGACGACCCCAACCGCACAGGCUCCGCCUACGCCGACCAGUUCCUGGCUCACAAGUGCCCAACCCAUUUCGACGACAACCAGCGACGACAGUUCUUCUGCGUUCUCGAUUUGCGCAGACUGAAAUACGCCGCCAACGAGAUCUUCGCCCAGAAGGACUGGAAGCUGAACAUCAUGAACUUUUCCAAGGAAUACGAGAAGAGUCGGGGCAUGAUCAUGCUGCGCUACGGACAGUACGAAUUCAAGAAUGUGAAGCCAUCCGAAGCGGUUCUCAAGAGAUGGAGGGCCAAGCACGGCCUACCAGACCCUGAGCCCCAGGAAGAUGACAUUCCAUCGAGCGGCUCGGCCCAACUCAAAGCUCAAGCCAAAACCGGGAUUUCGGGCUCGACGAAGCGUAAGGCUGACGACGAGUUGGUAUCAAAGGAUAACGCCCUAAUGGCCUCCACCGCCAACCGAAACAAACGUCGCAACCUGACCCAGGAAUCGACCGAUCCUGUUCUGAAAGGGCCUGCACCUUUCAAGAAGAGUAAACGCAAGGCGGAUGAAACCGAGGACCUUGAUGAGAACCAGCCUAACAAACAGCAAAAGGCAACGCCUUCUGCAGCCACGUCUAAGUUCGAGAGCAUUCUCAACAAAACGCAGAGCGGCGGUGCUUCGCCCUUGAAACGACCUACUCAGGGUUUAACACCCUUGGGCGCACAGAAAACUCGAGACCCUCAGAGCUCAAGCUCACCCAACAAAUCGGGUCUGUUUGGAACACCUAGCAAUGGGAUGAACUUCGGACUGGCCAAGUCGACUAAUGGUGGUGGUUCGAAUGGAUCAAUACUUUCUGGACAGAAGCCCUGCUCAACUCCGGCCAAAAAUCCUGGGAAUAUAUUCAGCUAUCUCUCCGAAAGCUCUGCCAGCAGCAGCGGCAACGAAAAUGACAACGCCGACGAUGGUGACGACACUGUUUCAGAGUCAGAGCAAGAACCAAAGGGCCAUGAUGCUGCUGCUGCGCCGAGUCAUGAGCCCAGUACUGUUGCUAGUCAGACAGGAUUGACACCGUUCCCUGCCAGCAAGACAAGCACUGCCAAUAUCUUUGGUAGCGGCUUGUACAAACCUUCUAGUGAUGCUUCUUCCAAAGGUGGACUCUUUGGGCGUAUCCAAAUAGGUGCUAACGGCCAGCCUGUUCGGGCGACCCCAGACGUGGAAGAAGAGGGUGUUGGGGCCGCGGCUGCAAAAACCACGCCCCCGAUGGAGCCGAGCAAGACUCCAGCAAAACAGCCAGGUGACUACACAUUCAACCCUGCAACAACGCCGAUUUCAUUCGGGCAGUCCGGACCCGGCUCCUCAAAGCCGCCGAGUGCCACUCUGAACGCCGAAGCGGUUAAGGAGCCUACCAAACCCGAUUUUGCCUCGACGAAACCGUCGCCAAUCUUCAACCUGGACAACCAGCGCAAAUCAGAAACUCCGACGAACACGCGGGGGCUCUUUGGCGUAUCUGAGCCGUCAGUUUCAAAGCCCAACAAUGGAUUGAGUUCCAUCUUCGCUGGUCAAAAGUCUACCCCUGCUCCCACUGGUCUGUUUGGUGCAACGCCGGACAAGUCAGUCUCGGAAAACGUCGCGAAGCCCAACGAGGGAUUGAGUUCCAUCUUCGCUGGUCAAAAGUCUACACCUGCUCCCACUGGUCUGUUUGUUGCAACGCCUGACAAGUCAAUCUCUGAAAACGUCGCGAAGACGACUGAGUCCAAACCUUCGACUGCUCAAGGACCACUGUCGGGUUUAUUUGGCAAGACUCCCACAGACACUACCAAUACCCCAAAAGCCGUGACCCCCUUCGGCGGCGCUGAGAAGGAAGAUGAGUCGAGCUCUUCAGCUCCGAAGGGACAGUCGCAGCGUAGUAUCUUCCAGACAUCUUCAACCGGUGCAAAUGCUGAUUCCCAAGCCAAGACUCUCUUCGGCGGAAAUGGCUUGAAGCCCAAUGAUUCUGUAACAAAUGGCCGAAGCACCUCUUCAGUGUUUGCUAACAAGGACAAACCCUCUACCUCAAGCCUAUUUGGCACCACGGAGGGAUCGACCAUGUUUGGAGGAGCCAAGACAAACGGAAGUUCCUCUGAGAAUACGAAGUCGGUAUUUAGUACUGCUGAGAAGCAACCGUCCGCAGGUUUCUCUUUUGGGAGCUCCAAGCCUGGCGCGCCGAGUGAAGCUGACAAGGGCAGUGGACUUAUGCAAGAAACGAAGCCCACAUCUGCUCCUGCGCCUGCCCCGUCGAAGCCACUCUUUGGUGUUGAAGCUCCCAAGACUGCUUCCCCGGCUCCUCCGUCUUUGUUCGGUAACCUCGCAUCGACAGCCGGCCAAGACAAGCAAGAGGAGCCUGCCGCGAAGAAGCAAAAUACAUCUGGCAACGCGCCAGCUAGUAACGGGUCUAUCUUCAGUUUCGGUGCUCAGCCAGCCGCUGCUGCGAACGCGCAACCCUCAUCUACGCCGGCGGUGAGCUUCAGCGCCGGCUCGAAUGCCAGCCCAAGCGUCUCGUUUGGGAGCUUCAACUCGCAGAACAGCCAGGCUGGCCCAAAGAAACUUGACUUCCAAUUUGGGGGUGCCAACCCUGGUGCAAGUGCAAGCCCGUUCGCCUUUGGCCAGGACUCUUCCGGUGGCUCGGGUUUCACCUUCACUGCAGGAGGAGGCAAUGGACAAUCCGCCAGCAACCCUUUUGCUGCAGGCGAAUCUUUCUCGCCAAUGUCUCCAAGUCUUGGGGGGUCGUCCACAACGCCUACUCCAUCCUCCAGCUUCAACUUCAACUUCGGCCAGCAAGCAUCUCCCGCACCCGCCGCGGCUCCAGCUGCCUCAGGCAAUGCCUUGUUUGGGGGGGCAUCAAAUGGAACGAAUGGAGGUCCAAGUUUCAAUUUCACUCAAGCUACUCCGCAAAGCACGCCAAAACCCGCCCCGGCUGGGUCGGGAGUUUUCGGGGUUCUAAAUGCUGGUGGCGAAGGCGCACUCGGAGCCAAUUCGCCAUUUGCAGCACCUUCUAGCAUGGGCACGACGCCUGUGAAUGGUACGCCCGAACCGCAAGCUCAGAACGAGGACGGCGAAGAACGGCAGGCGCAGCUCUCGCUCACCGAAGGUGGGCCGGGCGAGGAGGACGAGCUGAUCCUGCACGAAGUGCGUGCCAAGGCCAUCAGGUACGAGCCGGUACAGGGCGGUAGCAGUAAGUCCCCUUGGUCUACGAAAGGGGUGGGCCCUCUCCGUGUUCUCAAGAACAAGGGGACGGGGACUGUGCGUAUCCUGCUACGUGCCGAGCCGAGAGGUCAUAUUGCUAUGAACAAGACGAUCCUCUCGGACGUCGAGUACACGGUCAAGGAAAAGACGGUCAGCUUCGCUGCUGCCAGCGACGAUGGGUCGUGUCUUGAGACAUGGCUUCUUCAGGUAAAGAAGCCGGAGAUGGCACACCAGCUGGCGGGCGUAAUGGAGUCGAACAAGAGCGCCAACAAGAAGUAG
Anthostomella pinea is the source of this 3876-nucleotide messenger RNA. The record is from the annotation of a GenBank genome assembly. Lineage: Eukaryota; Fungi; Ascomycota; Sordariomycetes; Xylariales; Xylariaceae.